Messenger RNA from Rhinopithecus roxellana (golden snub-nosed monkey), 3105 nucleotides. RefSeq names its product aryl hydrocarbon receptor nuclear translocator like (gene BMAL1). Gene Ontology annotation, molecular function: protein dimerization activity; RNA polymerase II cis-regulatory region sequence-specific DNA binding; DNA-binding transcription factor activity, RNA polymerase II-specific. Lineage: Eukaryota; Metazoa; Chordata; Mammalia; Primates; Cercopithecidae. The coding region runs from base 751 to 2595 and encodes 614 amino acids. Gene Ontology annotation, biological process: circadian rhythm; regulation of transcription by RNA polymerase II. The transcript has 16 exons. The record is from RefSeq and is a predicted model, not a curated record. Gene Ontology annotation, cellular component: cytoplasm; transcription regulator complex; aryl hydrocarbon receptor complex.
UUGGGGCAUGUCUUCCUCUUGUUAAACUUGGUGUCAGUUCUUGGGCAUGGAACAUCUAGCGACCAGCUACUGUUUCUCCUGGAAAAGGGGAUGGGAAUAAAAAACCCAACUCUAGGUGGCUACACAGUUGGGUUUUGGCUUUACCUUCCCCUAGUUUGUAAGCAAGAAGGGAGCCUUCAGUACUACUGAGGCGUUUAACUUCCACCUCCUAUUCCCAAAAUGUUCUACACCCAGAGAAAAAGAACAGCCUUAAGGCCAAGUUCUGCCUUUUACCCCUUUCUUCCUCUUCUUUCAUUGCUCCUUUGAGCAAGAGGGUUAAGUCUAUGGGUGUCAUCUCAGGGGGUUCAAAGAGAGCUUAGCCCAAGGACCUCUCUGAGGAAGACAGCAAGUGUCAGGUGCUUAACGAAUGUUUAUGGGAGGAAUGAGUGGAGGUCCUCUCUGAAAACAAUUUAGGAACAUUGAUAUUGUCCUUAAACAUUGUUUAAAUUACUAGGAACUUGUUAUAUUAAAUAGUAUUUUUGUUUAUUUUUAGACUUAAUGACUUUUCUUUUGAGUAAGUAAAUUUUCACACUCACAGUCAUCCCUUCCAUAUAUGUACAAACACCUCGGGAAUAAGGCAGUGUAGAACACUCAAAGGCACAUUUUCUUUUGCCGAAGCACCUGCGUGGAAUCUUACCCAAAUGUCCAUUUAAGAGGUUUUCUUUUGUUUAAUGAGGGAAAAUCUCCGAGGAGGUAUCCCCCCUACAGCAGAUGUCCUUUCUGCUGAAGUUCACAGGUCGAAUUUGGGGAGCACAAUGGCUGGAGGUCAGAUGCCCACUAGGAGAUGCUAUGAUUAAUAUAGAAAGCAUGGACACAGACAAAGAUGACCCUCAUGGAAGGUUAGAAUAUACAGAACACCAAGGAAGGAUAAAAAAUGCAAGGGAAGCUCACAGUCAGAUUGAAAAGCGGCGCCGGGAUAAAAUGAACAGUUUUAUAGAUGAGUUGGCUUCUUUGGUACCAACAUGCAAUGCAAUGUCCAGGAAAUUAGAUAAACUUACUGUGCUAAGGAUGGCUGUUCAGCACAUGAAAACAUUAAGAGGUGCCACCAAUCCAUAUACAGAAGCAAACUACAAACCAACUUUUCUAUCAGACGAUGAAUUGAAACACCUCAUUCUCAGGGCAGCAGAUGGAUUUUUGUUUGUCGUAGGAUGUGACCGAGGGAAGAUACUCUUUGUCUCAGAGUCUGUCUUCAAGAUCCUCAACUACAGCCAGAAUGAUCUGAUUGGUCAGAGUUUGUUUGACUACCUGCAUCCUAAAGAUAUCGCCAAAGUCAAGGAGCAGCUCUCCUCCUCCGACACUGCACCCCGGGAGCGGCUCAUAGAUGCAAAAACUGGACUUCCAGUUAAAACAGAUAUAACCCCUGGGCCAUCUCGAUUAUGUUCUGGAGCACGACGUUCUUUCUUCUGUAGGAUGAAGUGUAACAGGCCUUCAGUAAAGGUUGAAGACAAGGACUUCCCCUCUACCUGCUCAAAGAAAAAAGCAGAUCGAAAAAGCUUCUGCACAAUCCACAGCACAGGCUAUUUGAAAAGCUGGCCACCCACAAAGAUGGGGCUGGAUGAAGACAAUGAACCAGACAAUGAGGGGUGUAACCUCAGCUGCCUCGUUGCAAUUGGACGACUGCAUUCUCAUGUAGUUCCACAACCAGUGAAUGGGGAAAUCAGGGUGAAAUCUAUGGAAUAUGUUUCUCGGCACGCGAUAGAUGGAAAGUUUGUUUUUGUAGACCAGAGGGCAACAGCUAUUUUGGCAUAUUUACCACAAGAACUUCUAGGCACAUCGUGUUAUGAAUACUUUCACCAAGAUGACAUAGGACAUCUUGCAGAAUGUCAUAGGCAAGUUUUACAGACGAGAGAAAAAAUUACAACUAAUUGCUAUAAAUUUAAAAUCAAAGAUGGUUCUUUUAUCACACUACGGAGUCGAUGGUUCAGUUUCAUGAACCCUUGGACCAAGGAAGUAGAAUAUAUUGUCUCAACUAACACUGUUGUUUUAGCCAACGUCCUGGAAGGCGGGGACCCAACCUUCCCACAGCUCACAGCAUCCCCCCACAGCAUGGACAGCAUGCUGCCCUCUGGAGAAGAUUCCUUUGUUGUAGGUGGCCCAAAGAGGACCCACCCCACUGUUCCAGGGAUUCCAGGGGGAACCCGGGCUGGGGCAGGAAAAAUAGGCCGAAUGAUUGCUGAGGAAAUCAUGGAAAUCCACAGGAUAAGAGGGUCAUCGCCUUCUAGCUGUGGCUCCAGCCCACUGAACAUCACGAGUACGCCUCCUCCUGAUGCCUCUUCUCCAGGAGGCAAGAAGAUUUUAAAUGGAGGGACUCCAGACAUUCCUUCCAGUGGCCUACUAUCAGGCCAGGCUCAGGAGAACCCAGGUUAUCCAUAUUCUGAUAGUUCUUCUAUUCUUGGUGAGAACCCCCACAUAGGUAUAGACAUGAUUGACAACGACCAAGGAUCAAGUAGUCCCAGUAAUGAUGAGGCAGCAAUGGCUGUCAUCAUGAGCCUCUUGGAAGCAGAUGCUGGACUGGGUGGCCCUGUUGACUUUAGUGACUUGCCAUGGCCACUGUAAACCCUACAUGUUGCUUUGGCAACAGCUGUAGUAUCAAAGUGCAUUACUGGUGGAGUUUUACAGUCUGUGAAGCUUACUGGAUAAGGAGAGAAUAGCUUUUAUGUACUGACUUCAUAAAAGCCAUCUCAGAGCCAUUGAUACAAGUCAAUCUUACUAUGUGUAACUUCAGACAAAGUGGAACUAAGCCUGCUCCAGUGUUUCCUCAUCAUUGAUUAUUGGGCUAGCUAUGGAUAGCUUGCAUUAAUUGUAUAUUUUGGAUUCUGUUUGUGUUGAAUUUUUUAAUCAUUGUGCACAGAAGCAUCAUUGGUAGCUUUUAUAUGCAAAUGGUCAUUUCAGAUGUAUGGUGUUUUUACACUACAAAGAAGUCCCCCAUGUGGAUAUUUCUUAUACUAAUUGUAUCAUAAAGCCGUUUAUUCUUCCUUGUAAGAAUCCUUUACUAUAAAUAUGGGUUAAAGUAUAACGUACUAGACAGUUAAAUAUUUUUAAUAAAUGUUUUCCUUGUUCUAUAAA